This is a messenger RNA of Mya arenaria, 1396 nucleotides long. RefSeq lists its product as uncharacterized. The coding region runs from base 1 to 759 and encodes 252 amino acids. The record is from RefSeq and is a predicted model, not a curated record. NCBI's taxonomy places the organism in Eukaryota, Metazoa, Mollusca, Bivalvia, Myida, Myidae. The transcript is spliced from 3 exons.
AUGCGUAAACAAACAACGAAAUGGUGUUUAAUUGAAGGCGAAAACAGUGAGAAACAACAGGUCUGGCGAUCGGUGUUUAAAAGGAAUAUGUCAGAAGAUCAAAGUAGUAAAAUUGGAUUAUUAGGUCCACCAUUGAACAAGGAAAUUUUAGAAAUCUGGGAGAAGUACAGUCAGCCUGCUGCAGUCAGAAAAAUUCAAGAAGAGUUUGAAGUGUUGCGAUCAUCACCUGAAUCAUGUCUCAGAGUGAAGAUGUUUCGUUUAAGUCAGAAAUGCCAGAAGUUAAGAAAACAAAAGCGGGAUGGUGAAUUGCGUUCUAUUUUGCAAUCGGGUUUUCAUGCCCCUGAAAAAAAGAUCACUGAAGAUGUAACGCUUGCAGAUGAAAGCCAAAUAAGACAAGUGCAAGAUGCUGCAAGGAAAGUUGUUCAGGAGAAUCACAAGUUGAAGAGAGAAAUAGAACAUGUUGAAGAUACAAAUGAAAACCUUUCUUUUCAAAUUGAACAUUAUGGAAAAAAACUUGACAUUCAGAUGAAAUUGUUAGAUAUGAUGAAUGGUCGCUACGGAGAAGCCAUGAAGUAUAAAAGAGAAUCUCACAACUUGCAACAUGAACUGGAGUUAUGGCAACAGAAAUUUCAACACAUAUCAGAUCAGCUAGAUAAAACAACCAAUGAAAUUUCAAUGUUACAUGAAAAGGUUAAGAAAAAUUCCAUAAGAAAUCUGAACAAAAAAAUUAAAACGCAGAGAGAAAGCCAUACUAAUUAAGAAUUAAGUCAUCUAGACAUAAACUGAAACUUCAACAGCAGAAAAACCUACUUCCUAAGUUCAUUGAUGAACCACAUCUGUUCGUUGGAAAGUCCAUUCAGCAAAAGUUUAACAUUCCUGAUUCAAAUGAAAUUGAAUGGUUUAAUGGUGAAAUCUUAAAACUUAUUAAUAUAGAUGGUUUAAAUUCUACAUACCAGGUCAAAUAUGAAGAUGGUGAGCUUAGUUCUUACAAUCUUUUGGUUGAUUUUGAGAAAGGGGACGUUAUUAUUUUGUGACAUUGUUAUAGUGCUAUGGACAUAUAAACAUGUCAACAAAACUGUUUUGUUUACUAAAGACAAAAAACUUUUUUGGGUAUGUCUUCUGUUACUGAUCUUUAAUACUGAAAUGUAUUACAUGCAAUCAUUUGAUGUGAUUUAAUGUUUACACACUGUAUAUAUCAUGUAUGUGACAUAUAGAAUUAGUAAGUUAUCAAAUAUUACCAGUUUAACUUCAAUAAUAAUAAUUGAUACAUCUUAAAAUGGAAAUACUUUAUAAACAUUGAGUGGACGUAAAUUAAGUUAAAGCUUACAAAGACUUGAAACAUACAUAAGACAUAAAUGAAACAAUGAACACCAUCCAUUUUCAACUAUUGCCUGAU